Cryptococcus wingfieldii CBS 7118 is the source of this 1545-nucleotide messenger RNA. RefSeq lists its product as hypothetical. The transcript is spliced from 8 exons. The record is from RefSeq and is a predicted model, not a curated record. Bases 1 to 1545 code for a protein of 514 amino acids. NCBI's taxonomy places the organism in Eukaryota, Fungi, Basidiomycota, Tremellomycetes, Tremellales, Cryptococcaceae.
AUGCCGGGGGGUAUGGGUGCUGGUAUGCCGGGGCAGUACCCCGGUGGCAUGGGCGGUUAUGGCGGAGGAGGAGGGGGAGGGAUGGGCGGGGGGCUGAACCCGAUGAUGACGGGCGGGGGGAUGAUGCCGGGUGUGCAGGGUAUGGGCGGUAUGGCUCAGGGUGGGAUGGGCAACUACUGCCAAGCUUUACACAACCUCGGCUACGACUACAACCCGCCCUCUCUUGGGUACACCGCCAAAGCCGACUGGUCCCCCUGGGACCUCGCCAACGCGCAGUAUAACGGCGCGCACCUCGAUAGAGGCUUUUUCGACAAUAUCGUAGGUCUUUGUCGUGAACAUCAAGCACUCAAGAAUCAGGCAAGCUUACAAGAUCCCCUUCUUCACCCCCACCCUCAUUCUUUUGAACGGCCGCAUACUCCACCAUCUCCUCUUCGACGCACUGAUACACCCCGCCGCACUCGCUUCGCGCUCGCCCUCGACUCGUCGGACGACCCACCGGCGGAACGGAAUAUCCUACCGUCGACGACGAUCCAAAAGAUCUCGACGUUGACCAACUUUUUUACGAGCCGUCAUCUCAGCGAAGAAUCUGCGAGAGACGCUCACCGCCGGGUGUACUACGCAAACGAAGGCGCCGACGCCGGCAACAAGACCCUCGGCGGCGCCGCCGCCUACCAAGCAUACCUUAUCUGGGACAGGGACCAUUAUUCGGCUUAUCAUGCGAAUCCGUCGCAGGAGAAUAGGGAGAGGCUUGUGGGGCUUGCUGUUGCUGAACUGUUCAGUCUAUGGGACAGAGUCAUGCCGAGGAGUACGAGGGCGAGUAUAGAGGAUGCUUCGCAGUAUGCGGCUGCGACUGCUAAACAUCUGUUUGAUCGGCACUACGACAUAGACCGAAACUACAACAACUAUACCCGGUCCAACGCGGGCGGGGGGUCGCACUACUACGGCUACAGAGACGACAGCGGGGCGUCGGAUGUUGAAGAACGAAAUCAUAGGAGGAGGAGUAUGUAUGGUCGUACUCAACCGCCGGGGGUUAUGGGUAUGAAUGGUGGACUUGGUCAGCAGAUGGGUGCUGGGCAGAUGGGCGCUGGGAUGGGCGCUGGGAUGGGUGGGAUGGGCAUGGGAAUGCAGCCUGGGAUGGGGGGAGCUAUGGGCGGGAUGGGAAUGUCUGGUAUGCCCGGUGGGAUGGGCGGUAUGGGCGGUAUGGGCGCUUAUGGCCCGGGCGCUGGUAUGGGCGGUAUGGGCGGAAUGGGCGGAAUGGGUCCGGGUAUGGGCGGUGGGAUGGGCGGAGGUUACGGCGGGGGAGGGGGAAUGGGAGGUAUGGGCGGCGGGAUGGGGGGGAUGGGUCUGGCACAAGGUAUGCCGCCUCAUGGUUCGUUUGGUGAAGGUCAAGCUGCUCCUGGCAUGCAUCCAUACCACUACGGCACCCAAUCGGGCGUCGCGUGGGGUAAUCAGCCGAUCGAUUCGGGGGGCAACAAUACGUUUCUGCAGGGGGGAGGGCAGAGGGGGUUUUAUGGGUAUGGACAGCCGCAGAGCAGGUACUUUUGA